AUGUCCUGCUACGAGCUGUGCACCCCCAAAACCAGCGUGGCUGUGCCCCAGCCCAUCGCUGAGAGCUGCAACGAGCUGUGUGCCCGCCAGUGCCCCGACUCCUCGGCCUUGAUCCAGCCGCCCCCCGUGGUGGUCACCUUCCCCGGCCCCAUCCUCACCUCCUUCCCCCAGCAAGCCGUGGUGGGCUCCUCCGGAGCACCGGCCUUUGGCGGCUCCCUGGGGCUGGGCGGCCUCUGCGGCGCCGGCGCCACCCAGGCCUCGGCUGGCCUCUGCACCUUUGGCAGAGCCUGCGCUGCUCCCGCCUACAGCCCUUGCGCCCUGCCCCGCUACAGCAAGAAGCUCUGGGACACCUGCGGGCCCUGCUAGAGCCACCACAGCCCAGCCCAAACGCGUGCGGCCGCCUCAGCCCAGCAUGGAGAAGUUGAGCUCUGCACAAGCUGCCCUGGCCUCCUGCAGCCCGUGACACCCGGCCUGUCUGGGGUUUGUUCACCAUCCCUCUCCUGGCCUCUCCUGCCCUUCCUGGUACAAUA
Molecule: messenger RNA, 530 nt
Organism: Oenanthe melanoleuca
Lineage: Eukaryota; Metazoa; Chordata; Aves; Passeriformes; Muscicapidae
Product: scale keratin-like
Exons: 1
Coding region: 1-366 (121 amino acids)
Cellular component (GO): intermediate filament
Molecular function (GO): structural constituent of cytoskeleton
Source: RefSeq, a predicted model, not a curated record